Molecule: messenger RNA, 4656 nt
Organism: Hipposideros armiger (great roundleaf bat)
Lineage: Eukaryota; Metazoa; Chordata; Mammalia; Chiroptera; Hipposideridae
Gene: ADGRG1
Product: adhesion G protein-coupled receptor G1
Exons: 14
Coding region: 615-2723 (702 amino acids)
Biological process (GO): cell surface receptor signaling pathway; adenylate cyclase-activating G protein-coupled receptor signaling pathway
Cellular component (GO): plasma membrane
Molecular function (GO): heparin binding; G protein-coupled receptor activity
Source: RefSeq, a predicted model, not a curated record
GUAGCAACCCUGGUCUCUGUGGGGACUUUGGGGAAAACAGCCCUGGAGAUAUGUCAGAUGGAGGGCGAAUCGGCAGAGUUAUCCCCUGCCUGGCCUCUGCCUGUGAAGCCUGGCACCUGUCUGCCUGGAUGGUGUGGGGGACAAGCCUGAGAUGCCCCCUGGCCCAGUGCUGAGUCAUGGGCAUCCCCAGGGUCGCUGCCUCAGCUCUCAGCCCUGCCCACUCCUGGCCUCCCUCUGAUAAAUCAGUGACUCACGUAUGGUCUCCGUCAUCCCCAGCAGAGCUAGGGAGGAGGAAGGAGUCCAUCUGGGGCAGGAGGGGGGCGUCCCCCCACCAAACACACCCCAGCGCCUCCCCGGGCUCUACACUGGCUGCCCGCCCUUCCCUGCGCAGGAGAGGGGCUGGGAGCCAGACACACACACACACACACACACACACACGCACACACACACACGCACACACACACACGCACACCGGCUCCCUCGGCAGCAGGACCAUGCUGGCACGUUGAGCCUUGGAGGUGGAUCCGGAAAGGUAGUUCAGCUGCCUGGCCCUCCGAGGGACCCUCCACCUGGCACCAGGCAGUGACUUCUCGGGGUAACUUCUGAGGAGGAAGAUGGCUGCCAAAAUGCUGCUGCAGAUAGCACUUCUCCUGCUUGGUCUGCUCCUCCUGUGUCAAGGUUCCCAUGGCGGGGCCUUCCGGGAAGACUUCCGCUUCUGUGGCCAGCGAAACCAGACGCAUAAGAGCACCCUCCGUUACGAGCAGACGCCAGAGCUGCACAUCUCCAUCAAGAACUCCAAGGAAGCCCUCACAGUCCAGGCCCCCUUCCCUGCAGAUUCCCCAGCUUCCCAAAUUUUCCCUGACCCCAGGGGCCUCUACCACUUCUGUCUCUACUGGAACCGCCAUGCUGGGAAAUUGCACCUUCGCUACGGCAAGAACGACUUCUUGCUGAGUGACCAAGCCUUUGGCCUCCUGUGCUUCCUGAACCAGGAAGAGAGCCUAGCCCAGGGCCCCCCACUGCUUGCCACCUCUGUCAGCUCCUGGUGGAGCCCCAAGAACACCAGCCUGCCCAGUGUUACCGGCUUCACCUUCUCUUUCCACAAUCCUCCACGGAAGGCCCCCCACAAUGCCUCGAUGGACAUAUGCGAGCUGAAACGGGACCUCCAGCUGCUCAACCAGCUUCUGAAGCAUCCUCGGAAGAACUCAAGAAGGCCCUCAGCUACCCCUGCUGGCCAGCGGCUGCAGAGUUUGGAGUCAAAGCUGACCUCCGUGAGGUUCCCCGGGGACACAGUGUCCUUUGAAGAGGAUCGGGUCAACGCCACCGUGUGGAAGCUCCAACCCACAGCUGGCCUCCAGGACCUGCACAUCCAUUCCCAGCAGGAGGUCAGGGGUCAGGAUCCGGCGGGCCGGGCGGAAGCAGAUGUGGAGGCUGAGCAGAAUGAGAUCCUGGAGUACUCAGUGGUGCUGCCCCGGGUGCUCUUCCAAAAGACCAAAGGCCGGAGGGAGGAGGCUGAGAAGAGACUCCUCCUGGUGGACUUCAGCAGUCAAGCCCUGUUCCAGGACAAGAAUUCCAGCCAAGUCUUGGGUGAGAAGGUCUUGGGUAUCGUAGUGCCGAACACCAAAGUAGCCAACCUCUCGGAGCCUGUGGUGCUUACCUUCCAGCACCAGCCGCAGCCGAAGAACGUGACUCUGCAGUGUGUAUUCUGGGUUGAAGAUCCAGUAUUGAGCAGCCUGGGGAGCUGGAGCAAUGCCGGGUGUGAGACCAUCAGGAAGGAGAAACAGACAUCCUGCCGCUGCAACCACCUGACGUACUUUGCAGUGCUAAUGGUGGCCUCUGUGGAGGUGGAUGCCGUGCACAAGCAUUACCUGACCCUCCUCUCCUACGUGGGCUGCGUCGUCUCCGCAUUGGCCUGUGUCCUCACCAUUGCUGCCUACCUCUGCUCCAGGAGGAAGCCCCGGGAUUACACCAUCAAGGUGCACAUGAGCCUGCUGCUGGCCGUCUUCCUGCUGGAUGUGAGCUUCCUGCUCAGCGAGCCGGUGGCCCUGACAGAGUCGAAGGCCGGCUGCCAGGCCAGCGCCAUGUUCCUGCACUUCUCCCUGCUCGCCUGCCUCACCUGGAUGGGCCUCGAGGGCUACAACCUCUACCAACUCGUGGUCGAAGUCUUCAGCACCUAUGUUCCCAACUACCUGCUCAAGCUGAGCAUCGUGGGCUGGGGCUUCCCCAUCUUGCUGGUGACACUGGUGGCACUGGUGGACAUGAACAACUAUGGCCCCAUCUCUCUGACUGUGCGCAGGACUCCAGAGAGUGUCAUCCGCCCUUCCAUGUGCUGGAUUCAGGACUCCCUGGUCAACCACGUCAUCAACAUGGGCCUCUUCAGCCUGGUGUUUCUGUUCAACACGGCCAUGCUGGUCACAAUGGUGGUGCAGAUCCUGCGGCUGCGUCCACACACCCAGAAGUGGCCCCACGUGCUGACACUGCUGGGCCUCAGCCUGGUCCUCGGCCUGCCCUGGGCCUUGGUCUUCUUCUCCUUCGCAUCUGGCACCUUCCAGCUUGUUGUCCUCUACCUCUUCAGCAUCGUCACCUCUUUCCAAGGCUUCCUCAUCUUCCUCUGGUACUGGUCCAUGCGGCUGCAGGCCCGGGGCAGGCCCUCCCCUCUGAAGAACAGCUCGGACAGCACCAGGCUCCCCAUCAACUCGGGCAGCACCUCGUCCAGCCGCAUCUAGGCCACCAGCCACCCACCCAGUGUGAAGAAGCAGAGACAUGGCUUCUCCACACCACCGCCUGCGGCCCCUGCAGCUGGGCCUGUCUGUUGGCAGGUCAGCCAGAGACUUGAGAAGGCCCAAGGACCUUGGAGGGUUGGAGCUGUUGCCAUGGUGGCCGGACUUCCAGGAUGGGCCUCCUGAAUUGGCCUGCGGAUUACUAAGCUCUCAGGUCCGGCUCACAAGUGUCUCAGGAGUGGGCCCAUCCUCCUGGCCAUCCUAACAUGGGGCUGUAUGCCAGUCUUAACGCUCCUGCACUGGGCUUAGCCUUUGUGGCUAGAGACUGGGAGCCUGCAGGCCCCAGAGUCAGGUCCCCGGCCUUGGAGACCUGGCCCUGUGCCCCUCCCCAGGACAGAAACGUGCCAUAGCUAUUCUGUUUCUGGCGAUCACCACAAGGGCACUUGGCAGCUUUGUCAUUUUAACACAAGGGUGGCACCCACGGCAAAAGGGGUUGGGGCCAAGCUUCAGACCCCUGGUGGAGGAGAGCCCCUCCCCAGAGCACAGCAGCAGCUCCUCUGCCUCUGAGCUUAGGACUUCAACCUCCACCAGCUUUCCCAGCCUUCCUUCUCUCCUCCCCUGUCCUCCACUCACAGCCCGGGGUCCCCAAUUCCAGUGGUCUAUUUUGGGCUGUGGUUCCCAAGAGCCGCCUGUGCCUGCUGUAAACCUUUAUUUACUGCCCGGGCCUUGGCUGGCCCCUGACUCAGGCUUAGUUUAGACAUCCUGGGCUGGGCUAGGUCCUUCUGUCCUCUGGGCCUCUCCAUAAGCUGCAUCACCCUUGUUCACCACUGCCAAGCCCACACCUCGCAGGGGACCGCAGCCUCUCCCAAAAUCCUCUGGUAGGAAGAGCUGUGAAGCGUAGCCGAGCAAAUCUGUUUUUAUUCCAGCACUCUGAAGACUGAGAGACAUGCCUUCCCUGGUGGCACUGGCCUAGAGCCCAUCACAGUUAAUUUUGUUGAAUAUGGAUGGCCAGUCCCAGUUGCUCCCCCUGAGAACUCUCAAUAUAGUGUGUGGGGUGUGCAUGAGGCAACAACUCCUGGAGCUACAGACAUGGGGUCGGGGGAGCUAUCAUCCGGAUGGGAAAUCCAGGAAGACUUCCUACAGGAGGCAGCAUUCGAUCUGGAUCUCAGCUUUAAAGACGGGGAGGACUUUCUUUUUAAAUGACAAGUUCAUUGUCUUUUGAUAUUAAAGAGAAGUACAUGUUCAUUGUAGGGAAUUUGGACACUGUAGAAGAGUAUAGAGAAGAAAUAAAAAUCAGCUGUUGUUAUCACCUCACAAGCCAAUGUAAACAUUUUGGGGCCUUUCCUUCUGAGCUUCUCUGAUUCUAUUAGGAGUCACUGAUUCAAACACCCUGGGGCCAAUCAGGAAACACAAACAAGAGAAGAGGACCAUGUGUGGGGAAAAAAAAAAAAUCUAGUCCCGGAAACUUUAUCAGGGCAGGGGUAAGGACCAAUGGCAACUUGGCAUCUGUGCUAGGGGGCAGUGAGGAGUGGUGAGGUCUGUGGUGCACUGGAGAUUACACACCCACACUGAGGGGGCAGUGGCUACUCAUCUCUAGCCAGUCUCUGCCUUGCAAGGAUGAGGGCCUGUGUAGCGAGACCAUCUGCUUUCUAUGAGAAAUGAGAAAUCCAGAUGGUGGUGGUGUAAAAUUCCCCAAUUUAAACGUUUGUGGUUAAUCCAAAAUAUUCGUUGGCCGAAGAAAUCACAGUGCUGAAUCCAGGCCUUGGCUGGUCACAGCAUGUAUGUAACCAGUGUAUUGACCCAUGUGAAUGAAACAGGUGGGCUGCAAGAAUGAAAUGAUUGUACUAUUUUCGCAUCAGUGUUUUCAGCCUUGUUUGGUCUCCCCUCCAUGUCUCACGGCACAGGUGAGGCAGAUCAAAUACAUUUCUGUCCCCCUGGA